AUGGAUAAAUGGAUAUGGUAUGGACUUGGAUGUAUUUCUGAAAAAACAAAUAAAAGAGAUAUUGAAGAAUACUUUAACAAGAUUGGUCCUGUGUUAAACGUUCAAACUGGUUCUUCUGAUUUUGCAUUUGUUGAUAUGCAGUAUGAGAGAGACGGUCAAGAAUUACUAGGAUUACAAGAAAUUAUAAUAAGCGGAAAACGUGUUAAAGUUGAAAAAGCCAAAACAAACGAAGAACGAGAAAUUCAUAGGGAGAAAUAUAGAGAAAGAUUUAUAAAUAAUCAUCAUCAUCAUCAUCAUCAUCAUCACAACAACAAUAAUAACAAUAACAACAACAACGACAACAAUAAUAUCACAAACUUAAACAAUAAUCAUUACAGUAACAACAACAACAACAACAACAACAACAACGAUAAUAACAAUAACGAUAAUAACAAUAACGAUAUGAAUAAUAUGAGCUAUAAUAAUAAUAACAAUAAUAAUAAUGGAAUGAGAGGUGAAAGCCAAGGUUAUAGAGAUCAAGGUGGUUACAGAGAUAGUCAUCGUGAUAGAGAUAGAGACUCUUAUGGUGGUAGAGAGGGCAGCCAUAGAGAUGGUGGUAGAUCAAACUACGAAGAUAGGGACAGAGGUUACAAUAACAACAGAGACCAUCAUCAUGGUGGUGGCGGUGGUCACAGAGAUCAUAGAGACAGAGAUUAUGGUCAUAGAGAUGGUGGUUAUGGUAAUAGAGGUGGCGAUAGAGACCAUCGUGGCUCUGAUAGAGGUGAUCGUUAUGGUAACGAUAGAGACAGAUUUAGAUCAGGUGGCGGCAGAGAUGGCGGCUACAACAGAGGUGGCAAUGACCGAGAAAGAUUUAGAUCUGACAGAAGAGACAAUGGUGGUCCACCAAUGAGCAAGUUUGAUUCCAUCUGUUACAAUUGCAGAAAAUCUGGUCAUUAUGCUAGAGAUUGUCAAGAAAGACCAAGAAAUCCAAAUUAUGCUGAUACUAAAGGUACUUUAAAGGAUAGUGGUAGAUUCCACCCUUAUACCAAUGAUAGAAGAGGUAAUAACUUCUCUCCACGUAGAAGAUAUGAUGACGAUCGUAGAAGUGGCGAUCAUCAAAGAGAAAGAGAUUUCGAUAAUAACGAUAGUGGUAGAGAUAGAGAUAACUAUAGCAGCAGCAGCAACAGUAAUAAUAAUAAUGGUAGUAGCAGCAGUGGUAACACUAGAAAGGAUGACUCUCCAAAUGACGUUGUAAGUGAAAGAGAAAGAGACAGAGAUAAUUCUCCAAGAGAUUAUAACAGUAGUAAUAACGCAAAUAACAACGUUGACAUUCCAUCUCCAACUCAAGCCAACAUUGAAAAUAUUUCAAAAAAUAACAGUGAUUCCAAUGACGAUCAAAGAGAUAGAGAUUAA
Dictyostelium discoideum AX4 is the source of this 1392-nucleotide messenger RNA. RefSeq lists its product as hypothetical. The coding region runs from base 1 to 1392 and encodes 463 amino acids. Gene Ontology annotation, molecular function: RNA binding; zinc ion binding; nucleic acid binding. Lineage: Eukaryota; Evosea; Eumycetozoa; Dictyosteliales; Dictyosteliaceae. The record is from RefSeq and is a predicted model, not a curated record. The transcript is spliced from 3 exons.